This is a messenger RNA of Spodoptera littoralis (African cotton leafworm), 1662 nucleotides long. NCBI's taxonomy places the organism in Eukaryota, Metazoa, Arthropoda, Insecta, Lepidoptera, Noctuidae. The record is from the annotation of a GenBank genome assembly.
AUGUUGUCUGCUGCGAAGGUGCGCAUUCAUGGGAUGCAAGAUGAUAAUUGGGUGAUCAAGGACAAAAUCAAUCAAUACAGGGGUCUUAUCAAGUUAUACGAACGUGAUCGUAAGAUUCAUGAAGGCGACUUGGCGAAGCAAAAGAAGCGGUACUCGCGCGACAUUCGUCAGCUUCGUAAAGAAAUCGCUGCGAAGCGGGAAGAGCUGGGGGUCGCUGUAUAUGGUGAUCGGCAAUUUCUUCGAAAUGCCUUCCAAGAUCACAGGAGACUUCAGCUCACCUACAUGAACAGCAAAGCUGAUAAAGUGCUGGAGAGCAUUCAUCAAGAAAAUUUCAAUAAAAGGAAACAGCUGGACAGAAUCAGAUAUACGAAGAAAAAGAAGAUGGAGAGAUUUCGUCUGGCUCAGUUGGAAGCGGCUGAGAUGAGAGACCGAGUCAUAUACGAAGUGGGCGGAAAGUUGCCUCCGGAGAAGAAGGAGCAGGCUGUGGCUAAUUACGUACAGCGUGCCAAUAUUAAGAAAAAUGCCGCCCUUGCCAUCAAAGUCAUGUAUAAGAAAAUUCUCGACAUAUUAAAGAAGGAUUCAUCAUACUUUACCGUUGUGUUAGAAGCACUGAAACUUGACUGCCGAGCACAAGCCAAGUGUCUCAUGGGUGCCACCGAAAUGGGUCAACUUGCCAUGGAAUACCUUGACGAUAGAAAGUACGAAUACAAUAAAUUAGAACGCGAGAUCAAAGCCAACAUGAAGGAACGAGAAAGGACGCUGAAGUUGGCUCGCCGUGAAGUCGCGUAUUUGACAGAUUCAUUUCCUAGUCUCAUAAGGAAAGAGGAAGCCACAAACCUCGACGACUUAUAUGAAGAUGAAGAGGUUGGCAGUCAUCAUUCUUUACAUUGGGAGCUUGACGAAGUUAUGAGGAUUUGCAAACGUUUACAGAAAGCUACUCUAGUUUCUUCGUUUGAUCAAAUACUCCUAAGGUUGAAAGAACAACGUUACCAGUCAAGCCGGUUGAUGAUGGCUUUAUCUCUGAACAGUGAGAAGCGCGACACGCUGCUUGAGGACCGCAAACAUGCCAUUCUGAUGCUUGACACACUCAAGAAUGUUGGACAAGAACGGACAGGCUUAUAUUUGACGGAAAAGAGACAACUUCAAUCUCAAAUGGAGGCUGAGAGUCGCGAGGAAGUGGAACUGACAAAGGCCCUCGAUGAGAAGGGCAGACUCAUUAUAGAAAUGCGGACCUCUUUGCAACAAAUUAAUGAGUUACUCUCAUGCGUCGGUGCGGUAACUGAGCCCAGGUCGUUCACACACAUCCCGACGGCAGUCCAGUACGCCCUGGAAGAUAUUUUACAGACCGUCCCGCGCCCUGAUUCAGACUUUGACAAGCUGAUAGCAACCGCUAAACAGAAGUUGAACGUGCUGAUCCAGGCUGUGUCCAAGAUGGAAGUCACACCAGAAUUGAAAGCUAAUGCGAAUCAGUUCUACCAUCAAAUACUAGCAAGAGCUAUGAGGGAGAGCUAUGAAGACGAUGUCGUUCUCGAAGGAGGUCUAAUUGAGUUUGAAAUGGAAGAUCCGAAUGUACCGAGCCGAGCCAUCAUCAAGCUGCGCAGCAAGCAGCUUGUAGAUGCACAAGUCAGCGAGUUCGAUGUACCAGAUACAACUAAGAAGUGA